Cutaneotrichosporon oleaginosum is the source of this 748-nucleotide messenger RNA. The record is from RefSeq and is a predicted model, not a curated record. Lineage: Eukaryota; Fungi; Basidiomycota; Tremellomycetes; Trichosporonales; Trichosporonaceae.
CUCCGAUAUCCAAACCACUAUAUCAACCAUGCUUCUCGCGCGCCCGCUCGCGCGCACGCCGCUGGCGCUCGACGUCGGUCUGCGCGCGCUCUCCGUCUCCUCGCCCGCGCCGAGCUUCGCCGAUCUCGCGCGCAUCACGUCCUCCCCGCCCUCGUCCUUCUCCGUCGCCCUGCCCCCCACGACGUCCGAGGCGCGCGGCUACGCGCCCGGCGCGAUGGCGCUGCGCGCCGACCCCGUCCUCGACCUCUUCACGAACAUGCUCAUGCGGCACGGCAAGAAGGCCGAGGCGCAGCGGCACGCCGCGUCCGUCCUGGCGAUGUUGCAGGCGGCGACGAACAGCCCGCCGCUCCCGCAGCUGCACCGCGCGAUCGAGCUCGCGAGCCCGUCCGUCAAGCUGCUGUCGAUGCGCAAGCGCGCGAAGACGAUCAUGACGCCGCGCGCGCUCAACGAGCGCCAGCGUACGCGGACCGGCAUCAAGUGGCUCCUUAAGGCGGCGGAGCGCGGGCGCAAGGGUGGCGUCAGGCGCGACGACCGCGUCGCGCGCGAGGUGCUCGCUGUCCUUGAUGGGAGUAGCGAUGUGUUCAAGCGUGUGGAGGAGGUGCACAAGAUUGCUAUGCUCCAGCGCUCCAACAUCAACGCGCGGUAACCGACCACUCCGAUAGAGACGAUGCAUACACUACAACAGCACAACACAACAUUUGGUAAGAUCAUGAUCGUGGGUGGUUAUUGAGGACGGGUUCACUUGUUG